UGCCAGUUACGUUAAGGAGGAGACACAAUAAUGGAAGAAGACAAUGCCCAACUCAAAAAUGUUGCUCAGACUAGUGAAAAUGGCAUCGACAACCAGGCUUUUGAAAUAGAGGAGGAGAGCACUGCUGACACUGACAGUGUCAAAAGUCAGCCAAAAAAAUCUAAAAAGGGAUUAGGAUCAUAUCUGAGUUAUGUGUCCAAGCCACUUAAUGCCACAGAGAAUUAUGUCAAGGCUCACUCAAAACCCCUCAAAUACAUUGUCCUGGGCGUACUUGGAGCAGGAUAUGUGGCGUACUUCAUCGCAGCUUGUGUGCUGGAUUUCCAAAGGGCCACUGCCCUCGUGGUCCUCACCUGUUUGGCAGUUGCUGCCAAAUCCUAUGAACUCAUCAAGAAGUACCUGGGGAAAAAGAUCAGUCGGUGUUUCAAGCCCGCAGUCAGAUGCUUUAAAUCCAACUUGAAAUGGCUAAAAUGGGUUUUCAUUGCAAUAGUGUUUAUCCUGCUUGUGUUGUGGCUUGUAUUAGAUACGAGCAAUCGUCCCGAGCAGCUUAUCUCCUUCGGGGGUGUGUGCAUGUUUAUUGCGCUGUUAUACCUGUUCUCGGCACACAGGGCAAUGGUAUCAUGGAGACCAGUGCUUUGGGGUCUGGGGUUGCAGUUCUGUAUCGGCCUUUUUGUUAUAAGAACACAACCAGGACUUGUUGCUUUUGACUGGCUCGGAAAACAAGUGCAGGUUUUCCUGGACUACACUAAAGCAGGGUCAGAGUUUGUUUUUGGUGACCUGCAUGUURACAUUUUUGCUUUCCAAGCCCUGCCCAUUGUUGUGUUCUUCAGCAGCGUGAUGUCGGUCCUCUACUUUCUAGGAGUCAUGCAGUGGCUCAUUUUGAAGAUCUCAUGGGUUAUGCAGAUAACGAUGGGAACCUCUCCCACUGAGACCUUGAGUGUGGCAGGCAAUAUAUUUGUUGGGCAGACUGAAGCUCCGCUGUUGAUUCGCCCAUAUUUGAAGGACAUGACCAAAUCUGAGAUCCAUGCUGUUAUGACGGGUGGAUUUGCCACCAUAGCAGGCAGUGUUAUGGGAGCGUUCAUCUCAUUCGGGAUUGAUGCAUCUUCCUUGAUAUCAGCCUCUGUUAUGGCCGCUCCUUGUGCUUUGGCCAUCUCCAAGCUGUCUUACCCUGAGACUGAGGAGAGCCACUUUACUUCAGACAAAAAUAUCAAAGUGGCUUGUGGAGAUGAACAGAACAUUUUGGAGGCUGCAAGCAGUGGUGCAUCUGCUUCUAUAGGUCUUGUUGCUAACAUUGCUGCUAAUCUGAUUGCAUUUCUGGCUAUACUUGCAUUCAUAAAUCAGGCAUUGAGUUGGCUUGGUGGUAUGGUGGGCUAUUCUGACCUCACUUUUCAGAUAAUCUGCUCCUAUGUGUUCAUGCCUGUGGCCUUCAUGAUGGGAAUACCAUAUGAUGAGAGUUUUACCGUGGCCGAGCUCAUUGGCACAAAGCUCUUCGUCAACGAGUUUGUGGCUUACCAGAGGUUGUCUGACCUCAAAACCAACAGACUUAAUGGACUUGAUGAAGUAAUAGGAGGUGAAAGAAAGUGGAUAUCUGUCCGAUCAGAAACAAUCACAACAUACGCUCUGUGUGGGUUUGCCAAUUUCAGCUCACUGGGAAUUGUGAUUGGAGGCCUGUCUUCUAUAUGUCCACCAAAAAGAGGUGACAUCUCGUCUCUGGUGCUGAGAGCAAUGAUCACCGGGACGUGUGUCUCUCUUGUCAAUGCAUGCAUUGCUGGACUUCUCUUUGUUCCUCCACUUGACUGUGUACAGAUUUUUAAGGUAUCUGCCUUCAAUGCCACUGAUGGAAACAUCCAAAAAUGCUGCCAAGACUUAUUUGAAAGCACUGUCAACAACGGGACCAUCUGGUUUGAAGGAUCGUGGAGUUCGGUCCCAAAUGUCACAAUGUUUUUCUCCAAAUGUUGUCAGUGUUGUGGCCUUUUGGAUGUGCCUGUUUGUAUGUAGCAACAAACCGUCUCCAAUGUCUUAUAACCAAACAAACCUGUUGGGUUAUGAGCCAUAAGCUUGAUGAAGCCUCACAUUUUUAUGAGGAGGCAAAUGUCCCAAUAAUGACGGAUAUUAUUUUAUAUUAAAAUUUAUUGUGCCAGCAAAUAACAUACAAUUGAAGCAAAAUGGCAUAACACAAACAUUUUAAGUCAUGCCUGUGUCAUACAGAUUCACCAAGACAUGUCAAUGUCAUUUUUUACAAUAUAACGAACAUUUAAUACCAUGCGUUAUGAGGAUAAAUAAGUGUUUCUUCACAGCAGAGUGGUUUGAGCCAUCACCUCCAGUCUGGGGGCAUGUUCUUUCUGUGCACACAUGGGUUUUCUCUAGGUACUCCAGUUUCCAUAGCAUGCAUUUUAAGUUCACUGGUAACGUUUAAGUGUCCCUUGGUGUGGGUGAGUGUGUGGAUGGUUGUUUGUCUCGUGUGUCUCUAUGUGUCUGUGAUGGACUUGUGACCUGUCCCCACCUCUUUCACAAUGACUGAAAAAUGGCACCAGCUCAUUUUGAAAGGAAAAGAAAAUGAAUAGUGGAUUUUAUUGAAGAGGCACACAUACAAUCAAUUGGGUUCCAUGAACAUUUAAUUACAAACUAAGGUUUCUUUCCACAAGGCCCAGAGUUUUAAACAUCUGUACACAGUAUUUGUAUCACAUUUAAUGUAAAUUUAAUGUACAAGUGUUUGUCUUUUAAAAGAUUACGUCCUGUGUAUUAUAUGGUUCAAUAAUUUAAUUUAUUUAAUGCCAGUGAUUCACUGUGAGAAAUAUAACUUGUGAAAUAUUCCAUCAUGAGAGCUUUGGUGAAUGUAAAUGUUUUCAGUUUAAUAAAAAAACUCUGAUGUCUAUGAA
Molecule: messenger RNA, 2876 nt
Organism: Austrofundulus limnaeus
Lineage: Eukaryota; Metazoa; Chordata; Actinopteri; Cyprinodontiformes; Rivulidae
Gene: slc28a1
Product: solute carrier family 28 member 1
Exons: 18
Coding region: 31-1995 (654 amino acids)
Biological process (GO): nucleoside transmembrane transport
Cellular component (GO): plasma membrane
Molecular function (GO): nucleoside:sodium symporter activity
Source: RefSeq, a predicted model, not a curated record